This is a messenger RNA of Triticum turgidum subsp. durum (durum wheat), 606 nucleotides long. The record is from the annotation of a GenBank genome assembly. Lineage: Eukaryota; Viridiplantae; Streptophyta; Magnoliopsida; Poales; Poaceae.
AUGGCGGAGGCGGCGGCGCUGGAGGGGAGCGAGCCGGUGGAUCUGACCAAGCACCCCUCCGGCAUCAUCCCCACGCUCCAGAAUAUUGUGUCGACGGUCAACCUGGACUGUAAGUUGGACCUGAAAGCAAUAGCUCUCCAGGCACGCAAUGCAGAGUAUAACCCCAAGCGUUUUGCUGCAGUUAUCAUGCGGAUAAGAGAACCAAAAACUACCGCAUUGAUAUUUGCUUCAGGAAAAAUGGUUUGCACUGGAGCAAAAAGUGAACAACAAUCUAAACUCGCAGCUAGAAAGUAUGCUCGUAUAAUCCAGAAGCUUGGAUUUCCUGCAAAAUUCAAGGACUUCAAGAUCCAGAAUAUUGUUGCCUCUUGUGAUGUCAAAUUCCCUAUCAGGCUUGAGGGCCUCGCAUAUUCCCAUGGCGCUUUCUCAAGUUAUGAGCCAGAGCUAUUUCCCGGUCUGAUUUACCGGAUGAGGCAGCCGAAGAUUGUCCUCCUAAUUUUUGUUUCUGGCAAGAUUGUUCUGACUGGAGCAAAGGUGAGAGAAGAGACAUACACCGCCUUCGAGAACAUAUAUCCUGUCCUGACAGAGUUCAGAAAAGUGCAGCAAUGA